Oncorhynchus nerka (sockeye salmon) is the source of this 3783-nucleotide messenger RNA. It is a transcript of the gene thbs4a, whose product is annotated as thrombospondin 4a. The record is from RefSeq and is a predicted model, not a curated record. Gene Ontology annotation, biological process: cell adhesion. The coding region runs from base 340 to 3183 and encodes 947 amino acids. Gene Ontology annotation, molecular function: calcium ion binding. NCBI's taxonomy places the organism in Eukaryota, Metazoa, Chordata, Actinopteri, Salmoniformes, Salmonidae. Gene Ontology annotation, cellular component: extracellular region. The transcript has 22 exons.
GGAACACUGAGACGUUACCCUCCCUUUUCAAAACCCCUCUGCAGCUACAGGAAUGCAGGAACACACCCCUCUACUUUAAAGUCUGGCCCCUUUAAAAAAGCCAGUCUGUAUCCACAGGAGAAUCUCCCCACUGCUACUGGGACUCUGCUUUCAACAUCUGUCUGUCAGUUUGUCAGUCUGUCUAUCAAUCAGUCAGCACCAGGGGUAUUCUAAAUAGAUAGCUGCUAUAUUGAUCCCUGUCUGUAGGACCAGGUGUACUGUGUACUAGUCGUGACGGUGACCCAGCCUGGGCUCUCAGGACUGGUUUGUGCUGAAGGCUGAAGACUAGGAAGUGUGAGGAUGGGGGUGUGGAUCAGAAAAGUGGUCCUCUCUCUGCUGAUGCUACAACUGGCCACGACUGUCACAGCACAAGGCAUUGUGUACGACCUGCUGGUGUCUCCAGACUGCCUGCCUGACCUGACGCAGGGAGGGCUGAAGAAUAAAGGUCUGGAUGAGGCCUUCCUCCUCUCCUCCUUCAGGCUCCAUAGCAAGUCCCCCUCUCAUCUCUACAGCAUCAUCAACCCCAGGGACAACAGCAAGUACCUGGAGUUCACCCUGCAGGCCAAACUCAACAAGGUGACGAUCCGUUACCAGAAGACUGAUGGUAGGGCUGGCACCACCAGUUUUAGCCACCCCUCUCUGGCGGACGGCAAGGAGCAUCAUGUGAUGAUCCAUGCCAGCGGUCUGCAGAGAGGACCAGGUCGUAUGGCGGUCUACGUAGACUGUAGACUGGCUCACACUGUGGACGAGCUGCCUGCUGCCUUCGGGUCGCUGACACCUGGACACAACAAGGUGGCGCUUAGGACCCUGCAGCCCACCGGGCAGGAUGAGUUGACGGACCUGAAACUGGUGAUAGAGGACACGAUAGAUAACGUCGCUACGCUCCAGGACUGCAGCAGACAGCAGAGCGAGUCUCUGGGUACUAUUCAGCUACUGGGCCUCCAGGCAGGUGGACAGGAUCCGUCUCAGAUGUUAGAGCUCCACAAGAUGAUGUCAGAGAUGAAGGACCUGCUCCUCCAGCAGAUUAAGGAGACCACAUUCCUCAAAAACACCAUCUCAGAGUGUCUGGCAUGUGGUCUGGGUGACAACAUGGCGUCAGGCCCAGGUACAGGUCCACGGUCAGGCCCGUCCAAGUGUAGUCCAGGUAUGUGUUUCAAUCAGGACAUGUGUAUCCCGGCCGAGGGAGGACGCUUCACCUGCGCCCCCUGCCCUGACGGAUACACUGGAGACGGAGUUCACUGUGAUGACGUGAACGAGUGCCAGUUUAACCCCUGCUUCCCCGGCGUGAGGUGUGUGAACACAGCUCCUGGGUUCCGCUGUGAGAGAUGCCCUCUGGGAUACACUGGUCUUGAGAUCAACGGAGUGGGAGUGUCCUACGCACAGUCACACAAACAGGUGUGUGAUGACGUAGAUGAAUGCCAGGGUCCUCCAGACAACGGAGGCUGCACCGCCAACUCUCACUGCCACAACACCAGGGGUUCAUUCCAUUGUGGGGAGUGUAAGAGUGGCUUCUCUGGGGACCAGGUGAGCGGCUGCAGUGGUGGGAGGCUCUGUGGGAAUGGCCAGCCCAACCCCUGUGACAGCAAUGCACAGUGUGUAGUUGAGAGAGACGGGAGUGUUAGCUGCGAGUGUGACAUAGGGUGGGCAGGUAAUGGCUAUGUGUGUGGGAAGGACACAGACAUCGAUGCUUACCCAGACGACAAGCUAAGGUGCAGGGACAACAACUGUAAGAAGGACAACUGUAUGUUUGUUCCUAACUCUGGCCAAGAGGACGCAGACAGGGACGGGCUCGGGGACGCCUGUGAUGAUGACGCUGAUAGCGACGGCAUCGUUAACAUAGAGGAUAACUGUUGGCUGCAUCCUAACGUGAACCAGAUGAACAGCGAUAAGGAUCUCCAUGGCGACGCGUGUGACAACUGCUUGACGACGGAGAACCCUGAUCAACGAGACACGGACAAGGACGGGCUAGGCGAUGACUGUGACGAUGACAUGGAUGGAGACGGUCUGAAGAACAUUCUGGAUAACUGCCAGCGUGUGGCCAACCUAGACCAGAGGGACAGAGACAACGAUGGGGUGGGAGACGCCUGUGACAGCUGCCCUGACAUGGUCAACCCCAACCAGUCAGAUGUUGAUGAUGAUCUUGUAGGAGACACAUGUGACACCAACAUAGACAGUGAUGGGGACGGUCACCAGAACACUAAGGACAACUGUCCUACAGUCAUCAACUCCUCCCAGCUGGACACAGAUAAGGACGGACAGGGAGACGAGUGUGACGAUGACGAUGACAACGAUGGUAUCCUGGACCAAGCAGACAACUGCAGACUGGUGGUCAACCCUGACCAGACAGAUGAGGACAAUGACGGCGUGGGUGAUACGUGUGCAGGGGACUUUGACCAGGACAAGGUGAUUGACAGGAUAGACAACUGUCCAGAGAAUGCUGAGGUCACCCUGACAGACUUCAGAGCCUAUCAGACGGUAGUACUGGACCCUGAGGGUGACGCCCAGAUUGAUCCCAACUGGGUGGUUCUCAACCAGGGUAUGGAGAUAGUCCAGACUAUGAACUCUGACCCUGGCCUCGCUGUAGGCUACACAGCGUUCAGUGGGGUGGACUUUGAGGGCACGUUCCACGUGAACACAUUGACUGAUGAUGACUAUGCAGGCUUCAUCUUCGGCUACCAGGACUCCUCCUCCUUCUACGUGGUCAUGUGGAAACAGACUGAGCAGACCUACUGGCAGGCUGUACCCUUCAGAGCUGUGGCUGAGCCUGGCAUACAGCUCAAGGCAGUGAAGUCUAAGACAGGUCCAGGGGAGUACCUGAGGAACUCCCUGUGGCAUACAGGAGACACCAACGACCAGGUACGUCUGCUGUGGAAGGACAAGAGGAACGUGGGUUGGAAGGACAAGGUGUCCUACCGCUGGUAUCUACAGCACAGACCACAGGUUGGAUACAUCAGGGCGCGUUUCUAUGAGGGUCCCAACCUGGUAGCAGAUUCUGGGGUGAAGAUAGACAACAGUAUGCGAGGAGGGAGACUGGGAGUCUUCUGUUUCUCCCAGGAAAACAUCAUCUGGUCCAACCUCAAGUACCGCUGCAAUGACACCAUCCCUGAAGAUUACCAGGAGUACAGUGCCCGGAACACUGAAUAAACACACCGAGCGUGGAAGAGAGAAGGAACAGAGAAGAGAUAUUGGAAGGGGGUGUUAGAGGACAGAAAAAUGAGGAUGGGACAGAGAAGAGAGGGGGAGAAAGAGAGGAAGAGGGAAAAGGAGGAGAGAGAGGGGGGGGGGCAUUAUGAGAGGAGCAAGGCUUUUAAAGGGGCUUUCCACAAGCAAUCAUCCCUUUUAUAAAAGCAUUAUUAUUACUGCUAGACUUUUGCCUGGUAUGAAGACUGAUGUCUACUCAUCAGGGCAACAGACUUCCAGACAUGACUUGUUAAUGCUGUGUCUACACACGCUAUACUGUACUGUACAUGUGGAAAUGGUUCAACUAAAAGACUGAUGUAGAUUGUAGUGAACCUGUAUAUGUCUACUAUCUGAGGUGAGGGUUAUUGUAUCUAGGGGUUCAAACUGUAGUUAGGGUCUCUCCUAUUUCUGCCAUUGGAGGAAAACAAAGACAAGGGAAAUAGAUGAAGGAGCUGGUAUUGACUGCUCUUACAUUAAAACAACCGAUGUCCAUCAUACGUUACAUUCAAUAGAUGUCAUUAUUUGUUCAGUUAAUCUAUGAAUAAAUAUUCUGAGCAUUUGGUA